CAUAUGUCAAAUUUGCUGGUGGAUGGUUGGUUGGCGGUUAUUGUUUGAGUUUUGAUUUUGAAUAUCUACCAAUAUUUUAGUUGUUUAUUUUAUUUUUCUACAACACUAGAAUCUCCACUCCAUUCUCCAGUUAAUAAUAUUUUCAAACUAUGGACUACUCUACUAUAAGCAACAAAACUACCGACCGCACCGAAGUGGAAGAAGUUACAAAUGGUGAACUAUCGGAAAGGUAUUAUUUGCUUAAAAAACAGCACGACAGCUUAUCACUCAGCUAUGAAGCGACGAAACAAGAGCUGCACGAUACCAGAAGAAGCUACCAAACAGCACUAGACGUACAAAGUCACUUAACAACCGAGUUAGAAACUCACCAGGCUGAUGAGCAAAAACGUCGGCAAGAGCUGACUUCUAAAAUAACUUUACUACAAGAAGAGAUCUCCGCUUUACGGGAGGAGCGUUCAGAAACAGCUGAGCGUCAUGCAUCGCAAAUAAACAGUUUGGAAAGUGAGAUUCGUCGUUUGAAAGAGGAGAAUGUGAAUCAGGAGGCUAGGAAGAGUCUGGAGCGAGAUCCGGUUGAGCUUGAAGAGACGCGGGCUGCUUUGUCUGCCGCGUUGAGCGAGGCGGAGGCGGCGACGGCGGCGCUGGAGGCGGCGCGGGGCGAGCUGGCAGCGUGGCAGCUGCGGGGCGAGGCGCUGAUGACAGAGCUGGAGCAGCAGCGGGAGGCGGCGGCGGCGCGGCGCGAGGAGCUGCGCGCGCUGCAGGAGCGCGAGGCGGCGGCGCUGGCCGACCUGGCCGAGGCGCGCGCCGAGCUGCAUCAGCUCACUGGCGCGCAGGACCACGAGCCACACGCUGCUAAAGGAAAUUCUCUAUUUGCUGAGGUGGAGGACAAGAGACAAGAAAUGGCUAAAAGUCUGAUCCAGAUGAAACAGACCAACUCAAAGUUACGCCGCGAGGUGGCCAACAAACAAGCCGAGGUGGAGGCGCUUCUACAUGAGAAGCAGACCGUGUGGCAGACGCAGCUCGGCGCCGCCGCGCACUACGACCGGGAACUCAUCGAGAGCUACGAAGAGCGCAUCAGCCAGCUAGAGGGGCUGACGGAGCGGCAACGUCGCGAGCUGGCGCGCUGGUUCGGCAAGCAGUGCGACCCCGCCAGUAACGGCUGGCUGGCCGGCGUGUUGGACCACUUGAAAACCGAAUGCGAGCGGCUUCGCGCAGAAGUAUUAUCCCGCGGCGCGGCGCAACUAGCCAGCGCCGCUCAAGUACGCGACUUGCGCCGCAAGAUGGCAGCACUGUCUGCAGGAAAACAACCCUCAAACAAAAAUACUCCAGAAACUAAACCCUCCCCGCAAAGAAACCUUGUCAUGAGAGAUAUCACCAACAACGUCAAGGAAAGAAUCAGUCUGCCGACUAAAGUUGAAGAAGAGAAUUUGCCGCCGAAAGUACAAAUACAGAAGUUACCGAGUGUCGAUGAUGUGAAGAAAAGGGUCACGUUUAAUUAGAGUUAAG
Plutella xylostella (diamondback moth) is the source of this 1503-nucleotide messenger RNA. RefSeq names its product spindle apparatus coiled-coil protein 1 spindly (gene Spindly). Gene Ontology annotation, biological process: signal transduction; regulation of DNA-templated transcription. The record is from RefSeq and is a predicted model, not a curated record. Lineage: Eukaryota; Metazoa; Arthropoda; Insecta; Lepidoptera; Plutellidae.